GUUUGGUAGUACCGAAGGAAGUUAGGCUGCAUUCUCCGUGCUUGUGGGUGAAGAGGAUUGAAUUCCAGGCUGACAGGAGGAGCUGUUGCAGUCAAUUCAAUUGGAAGCAAUCCUGAUCACUGUCCAGCCCAAACAUGGGGAAGAAGAGCAGAGUGAAGACCCAGAAAUCGGGGACAGGAGCCACGGCAGUGGUCUCCCCCAAAGAGAUGAUGAACCUCAUAUCUGAGCUGUUACAAAAAUGCAGCAGUGCAGCUCCAUCUCCAGGGAAAGAGUGGGAGGAGUAUGUGCAGAUCCGAGGCCUGGUGGAGAAGAUUAGGAAAAAACAGAAAGGUUUGUCAGUCAUGUUUGACGGAACGAGAGAGGACUUCUUCCCUGAGCUGAUGGAUUGGGCUGCCAAAAACGGAGCGUCGUGCGAGGGCUUCGAAAUCUCUGAUUUUGCGGAGGAGGGCUACGGCCUUAAGGCCUCAAGAGACAUUAAGGCAGAUGAGUUAUUCCUGUGGAUCCCCAGGAAAAUGCUGAUGACUGUAGAAUCUGCCAAGAACUCGGUCCUCGGCCCGCUCUACAGCCAGGACCGGAUCCUGCAGGCCAUGGGCAACGUGACGCUGGCCUUCCACCUGCUGUGCGAGAGGGCCGACCCGUCCUCCUUCUGGCUGCCCUACAUCAAGACCCUGCCCAGCGAGUACGACACGCCGCUGUACUACGAGGAGGAGGAGGUUCAGCACCUGCAGUCCACUCAGGCCAUCCAGGACGUCUUCAGCCAGUACAAGAACACGGCGCGCCAGUACGCCUACUUCUACAAAGUCGUGCAGACCCACCCGAACGCCAGCAAACUGCCCUUGAAGGAUGCCUUUACCUUCGAUGACUACAGAUGGGCCGUGUCCUCCGUAAUGACCCGGCAGAACCAGAUCCCCACCGAGGACGGAAGCCGGGUCACCCUGGCCCUCAUCCCGCUCUGGGACAUGUGUAACCACACCAACGGACUGAUCACAACUGGUUACAACCUAGAAGAUGACCGGUGUGAAUGCGUGGCCCUGCAGGACUAUAAAGAAAACGAACAGAUAUACAUUUUCUAUGGGACACGGUCCAACGCUGAGUUUGUGAUCCACAACGGUUUUUUCUAUGAGAACAAUGCCCACGACCGGGUUAAGAUUAAGCUGGGAGUGAGCAAGAGCGAGAGACUGUAUGCCAUGAAGGCAGAGGUCCUGGCACGAGCCGGCAUCCCCUCGUCCAGCAUCUUCGCCUUGCACUGCAGCGAGCCGCCCAUCUCGGCCCAGCUCCUGGCGUUCCUCCGCGUGUUCUGCAUGACUGAAGAGGAGCUGAAGGACUACCUGGUGGGUGACCACGCCAUCAAUAAGAUCUUCACCCUGGGCAACACGGAGUUUCCCGUCAGUUGGGAGAACGAGAUAAAGCUGUGGACCUUCCUGCAGACCAGGGCCGCCCUGCUUCUGAAGACCUACAAGUCCUCCUCCGAGGAGGACCGUCAGCUAUUGGAGCAGCCUGACCUCUCCUUCCACUCCCGCGUGGCCAUCAAGCUGCGCCUGGCUGAGAAGGAGAUCCUGGAGCGCGCGGCAUCCAGCGGCAGAGCCAAGCGGGAACACUUCCAGAAGCAGCUGGAGGACGGAGCGCCCCUGCCCAAAUACGAGGAGAGCAACAUCUCCCUGCUGGAGAACUCCGACUCCGACUCCAAGCUGCCCAUCAUCCUGCAGAAGCUGGAGGAGGCGGAGACGGCCGAGCCGGACCUGAGCAUGGGAGAGGAGCUGGCUGAGGCGGAGCCUGAGGCCGGGGAGGGGCCCGGGGCCCCGCUGCUCAACGGGGAGGGGAAGGGGCCGCACGUGGCUGACGGGGACCCGCAGCCCACCGCCAGCAAGCCUGAGAGUGGUGACAAGCUUGAGGGUGGAGACCAGCUGGAAAAUGGAGACAAGCUUGAGAGUGGUGACAAGCUUGAGGGUGGCGACAAGCUUGAGAGUGGUGACAAGCUUGAGAGUGGUGACAAGCUUGAGGGUGGCGACAAGCUUGAGGGUGGCGACAAGUUGGAAAAUGGCGACAAGCUUGAGGGUGGCGACAAGUUGGAAAAUGGCGACAAGCUUGAGGGUGGAGACAAGCUGGAAAAUGGCGACAAGCUUGAGAGUGGUGACAAGCUCGAGAGCAGCAACACGCUCGAGAACGGCGACAAGCUCGAGAACAGCAACAAGCUUGAUAACGGCGACAAGCUGGAGAACCCCGACACCGACCAAAGUGCCAGACGAACUGGAGACGAAGCCAAAGACGAUGGUAACUAAACCGCCCAGGCAGAACCGUGGCCCUGUAGUUCCCCUCAUUAUUUAUUUAUUUUUUUGUCUCUCCGAGUGACAGCAAAAAAAAAAACACCGCACACACAAUAAACAAAAAAAAAACAAAACAAAAGGAGCAAAAAAGAAUGGACUGAAAAGGAAGAACUUACGACAGUCUAUUUGUCUCAUGUGGCUUAGAUCCGUGCGCCCGCAGACAGCCAUGCAGCUUCACACAGCUCAUACUGUAUGUCCUUAACCAAGCCCUCAGAGAUGUGUGCAAGUCUGACAUUUUAUCUCCUUUUGAGUUUUUAUCAAAGCCACACUGUUGUAUAUUGCAUUUGCAUAUGGAACAGAAAGAGUGGGAUAAUUGUAGGAACACCUUUUACCUAUAAUCAAGGCUUUAUAUUUCUAGUAAAAUAAAACUCUUUAUUUGAAGAUGAGCCUAGGGUUGACCUGAGCUUUGAAGGAACUGCUGGUGGCCUACCCUGGUCUACAACCAGCUGCAAUGCCUGGUUCCUCCUGGGGAACGACCCUGAGCCAUUAAGCAGGUUAUAAAAAGCAGCAGAACAUUGUUCAUGGUUGCUGGCUGGUUACCGGCUUGGGUUUAACAAAUGAUUCAGUUAAAUUAUUCAGUUGGUUUUUACAGAGUUAGGCAACCUUUUACUUUUAAGAUUAAAUUGGCAUUUUUCUUUUGUAUCCCCUGAGUAGAAUUAGACUUUGGAUGAAUGUACAGUACCUGGAACAGAAACCCACGUCUGUUUGUUUCUGGAUCUCAUGCCUGGUCAGUGAAUUGAUUUCAAAUGACAAUCUUUUCCCAUGUUUUGUUGUCAGUUCCUAUUUGUUGCGAUGGUCACCGUUUUCAUCUUGCACUGGUGAAUGAAUGUGAAUGAUUUUCAUUUAUAUUUUUUUCCUCUCUCCCCAGGCAAAAUAUUUGAAAUUGAUGUUUCAGAACGAUCCUGUUAUUUUGUAUGAAAAUAUGUGCAGAUAUUGAUAAAAAAAAAACGAAAAAAAAAACUUGACAGGUAAUGGAGUUACCAAGAUCGCUAAACUGAUUUGUGAAUGUAAUUCAGGAAUUGAGGUAUUGUAUUACAUAACUUGUUUAUAUAAGUUACAUUAAGGUCACUGAUAAGUAGUAGUGACAGCACUGCAGUUACCCUGGGUAAGCAAGUUGAGGUCUAUGGACAUGCUGUUUUGGAUAUAGUAAACAAUGCAACUCUCAAGAGCAAAGAAUUUUUCUGAAUCACAUGUCUUUGUGUUGUACCAGUGUUACAUUUUGCAUUUACAGAUUUUGUUGUAUUGGAAAGCCUUAACAAUCUGGUAUUCUGUAUUUUGUUUUCCACCACCUAACAGAAAAUGAUUCACAAUGCAGCCUUGGCUAAAGACGUGGGUGUAGUAUAUCUACUUCUCCACCGUAGUGCACCUUCACCUUUUAAUCAUAUCCAGUCUGCACUGUUUUUUUUUUUUUUUGUUAGUUUGUUUUUAUUUCAUUUUAUUUUCCUUUUUUUAAUUUGUCUUUGCCCCAAGAAAAUACGCUGCUUUCUCCUAUGCUUCAUUUUAAGAUGGUUUGACCGUCAACCUUGCAACAAUCUUUAUGUAAUUGAAGCUCUGUGUAUACAUUUAUCGUCACGGAGAGCCUUGGAGCUUUAACGGUGUUCAGUCUCAUUGUUCAGGGCCUGAAACGUUGUUAUCAAGCCAAGAUCGGUUUUCGACCAGAUUGUUUUACAUGCGGUCGUUUCACGUGUGAGGCUCGGCGGAGUUUGGCGGGGAAGAGCCGUCUUUACGGAAGCUAUCUACAGCGAGCGGUUGGCACCCGCUCCUUCUUUCGAACAGGAGAUUAAAGUUUAACUCAUUUCUCACCCGA
This is a messenger RNA of Conger conger (European conger), 4131 nucleotides long. RefSeq names its product SET domain containing 3, actin histidine methyltransferase (gene setd3). The transcript has 13 exons. Bases 135 to 2279 code for a protein of 714 amino acids. Gene Ontology annotation, molecular function: protein-L-histidine N-tele-methyltransferase activity; histone H3K4 methyltransferase activity; histone H3K36 methyltransferase activity. The record is from RefSeq and is a predicted model, not a curated record. Gene Ontology annotation, biological process: peptidyl-lysine dimethylation; actin modification; peptidyl-lysine trimethylation. NCBI's taxonomy places the organism in Eukaryota, Metazoa, Chordata, Actinopteri, Anguilliformes, Congridae.